AACAAUAAUAGUAAUAAAAUUGAAAGAAAAAUAAAACUCCCUGGCCGCGCUCAAUCUUUGCGGCUGCCCGGUCCUCUUUCGAUCUUCAAAAAUUAGGGUUUUUCCUUCUCCACAGCUCCUCUUUCGCUCCAAAUUCUUCCAAAGCCCUCGUUUGAAUUCCCAGCCAUAUCAUCUAUCCUCCUAUCUUGAUUCGAAUUUAGGGUUUACGGAUCUGUUCAGCUCCCUUCACUGCUGGUCUUUGCCGUUAGAUACACGCGCUCUGUAUCUGUAUACGCUCGCAGGGACGAUAUGUUCUGGAAGCUCACAGCUCUGUCUGCCUCGUCUCCUGUUGAGGCUGUGCUGGACAAAGAAACUUUUACAUUGGAAGAGCUUUUGGAUGAAGAAGAGAUAAUUCAAGAAUGCAAAGCAUUAAACAGUCGCCUGAUUAAUUUUUUGAGAGACAGAGCUCAGGUUGAGCAGCUGCUGCAUUAUAUUAUAGACGACCCCCCUGAGGAUGCAGAUAGCAAAAGGACCUUCAAGUUUCCUUUUGUUGCCUGUGAAAUUUUUACAUGUGAGAUUGAUGUCAUCUUGAAGACUUUGGUGGAGGAGGAGGAGCUUAUGGAUUUACUCUUCUCUUUUCUGGAGCCAAACCGUCAUCAUGGUGCAUUAUUGGCUGGGUAUUUUAGUAAGGUUGUGAUAUGCCUAAUGUUGCGGAAGACUAUUCCACUCAUGAAUUAUGUUAAGGCCCACCAAGAUGUUUUUAAGCAGCUGGUUGAUUUGAUUGGUAUCACAUCCAUCAUGGAGGUGUUGGUGCGGCUUGUAGGUUCAGAUGACCAUCUCUACCCCAAUUCUUUGGAUGUGAUGCAAUGGUUGGCUGAUAGCAAUUUGUUAGAAAUGAUUGUGGAUAAGCUGAAUACCAUGAAUCCUCCUGAAGUACAUGCUAAUGCGUCAGAAACUUUAUGUGCUAUAACCAGGAAUGCACCAUCACCUCUGGCCACUAAACUCUCCAGUCCGAGUUUUGUGGUGAGAGUACUUGGUCAUGCACUCGAAGACUCCCAUUCAAAAUCUGCCCUUGUACACUCACUCUCUGUUUGUAUUUCUUUAUUGGAUCCAAAAAGAUCAAUUCCGUCAUCAGUAAUGUACUCUUUCAGAAGUCAACAUGCAUAUGAACCACCGCUACAUGUUAAUCCGGAUACUGUUGGUGCUAUGCUUCCGAAACUAGGAGAGUUACUUAUGCUUUUGAAUGUUUCAUCCGACGAGAAGAUUUUACCCACAACAUAUGGUGAAUUGAGGCCUCCUCUCGGAAAACAUCGGUUAAAGAUUGUGGAAUUCCUUUCGGUGCUGCUAAAAACUGGCAACGAGGUGGCGGAGAAGGAACUGGUUGGCUCUGGGACAAUUCAUAGAGUCCUUGAUCUCCUUUUUGAGUAUCCGUAUAAUAAUGCAUUACAUCAUCAUGUGGAGAGCAUUAUAUAUUCAUGCUUGGAGAGCAAAAAUAGUGCCAUUGUUGAUCAUCUUCUCCUAGAUUGUAAUUUGAUUGGCAAAAUCCUUCUAGCUGAUAAAUGUCCUGCACUUUCUGGUGAACUUAAUCUGCCAACUUUGCCUGCUUCUGGUAGACAUGCUCCUCGGGCAGGAUACUUGGGACACUUGACACGCAUAUCAAAUAAAUUAGUUCAGUUGGGAAACAAUGAUAACCUCAUUCAAAGACAUCUUCAGGAAAAUAGUGAGUGGAAGGAGUGGCAGACCACUGUCUUACAGGAGCGUAAUAUGAUUGAGAACGUUCAUCGAUGGGCUUGCGGCCGGCCAACUGCAUUGCAAGACAGAGCCAAAGAUAGUGAUGAGGAAGAUGUUCAUGAUAGGGAUUAUGAUGUUGCAGCAUUGGCAAAUAAUUUAAGCCAAGCAUUUAGAUAUAGCAUAUAUGAUAAUGAUGAUGCUGAGGGUCAUGGCUCUCUUGGUCGUGAUGAUGAGGAUGUCUACUUUGAUGAUGAAUCUGCAGAGGUCGUAAUUUCAUCCUUAAGGUUGGGUGACGACCAAGGGAGCAGUUUGUUUACAAAUUCCAACUGGUUUGCAUUCCAAGAUGACAUGGUUGGUGGUAAUGCACCUAUGGACACCUCUGCGCCUGAUCCUCUGGAUGAUCUUAAGUUGAAUGGGAAAUCAAAUGGUGGUAACAGCAGUAGUGAUGAUGAGGUAGUGGUUGAAGAGGAUGAGGAAUUGACUGCAAAUAGAACCUCUACCAAUGGCUCAUCAAGUUCUGAAGCAAAUCCUUUCAAUGGAUUCAAUACAAAUGACUCUAUUAAUGGAGUUGACUCAAAUGUCCAGAAUGAGAAGACUGCCACCUCUAAUGACUCAGGUUUCUUUCAUUUUGAGACAACAGAUAAUGAUGAUCCAUUUGGAGACAGGCCAAUACCUGAGUGGGUAGCAUGGGGAGAGGCAACAGAAUUUCAAGUGGGUGGAUCUAGCAUAAACCCAUUUGAUGACCAAAGUGAGAGCACUGACAAUCGUGUGCAUUUGGUGGAGGCAAGCAGUGUUCCCAUUACUAUAUCUUCAAGUGCAGACUCCAUACCAAAUGGAACAUCCAGUUCCCCUGGUUCCAUUGACGGUUCGGCUAAAGCUGAUUCAAGUCAUAAAAGUGUUGUUGUGCCCUCGUUGUUUGAGGAGGAUGUUGAGUUUGUGGGUGUUGAGUUGGAGGGCACUGAGAAGGCUAUGGAGCAGGCUUUGAAGGAAGGGAUUGUUGGGGAAGCUGGGCCGCUGAAAAGGAAUACCAUAACUAAGAAACCAGAAAAAGAGGAUUCAGAUGAUGGUGGUGCUGGUAUGAAGGAAUUCAAUGAUGCUAACUAUUGGAGAGUUGAUCAGGAGGUUGCAGUGUUGGAAUAAGUAUGGGGAUCACUCAUUUUCAACGUCAAUCUGUGCGAAAUCUGAGUAUCCCAUUCUGCUGGCAGGGUUUUAUGCUGCGAUCAUAUGUACAGUAUAUAUUUUUGUUUAAAUUUUUAUCACGUCUCAUUAGGCUACAUAGCUGUUGUCAAUGGUUAUUUAUUUCACACUUGCCCACUCUUAUUUUAAAGAUUCUGCGGGUUCUCCCCUUCUCUUUCAUAAUAUUCUUGUUUUCUUCUUUCUUACUCGCCAAAGAAGGAACGAUUCAUCAUUGUAACAUGAAAUAUGGUCUUAGAUGUUUUUAUGACCUCUUUUAAGUAUUGUACGUAUGCCAUACUCAUUAGAGAUUAUCUGAUGCUCGAUUUUUUGUUUCCCA
Molecule: messenger RNA, 3223 nt
Organism: Sesamum indicum (sesame)
Lineage: Eukaryota; Viridiplantae; Streptophyta; Magnoliopsida; Lamiales; Pedaliaceae
Molecular function (GO): protein phosphatase regulator activity; protein phosphatase binding
Source: RefSeq, a predicted model, not a curated record